GGCUGCCGAUUGGAAUUGAAUACAGGACUAAUUAUAAAAGGAAUCCCUAGAAGUGAUGAUUUAAUUAACUGCCGCAUGGUUAUUUCUCGUAUCUGAAGGGGUAUAAAAGCAGGCUGAACCGAGAAGGAGCAGCAUAGAACUCAGAAUGAAUCCCAAGAGCGAAGUCCUCGUUGCAGCCGUGCUUUUCCUGCUCCUGGCUUGUGUUCAGUGUCAGCUGACUUUCUCGCCGGACUGGGGAAAGCGUUCCGCUGGCGGAGCAGGUCCUGGAUCCUUUUUCGAGUCCCAGCAAGGCAACUGCAAGACCUCCAACGAAAUGCUGCUCGAGAUCUUUCGCUUCGUGCAAUCCCAGGCCCAGCUGUUCCUCGACUGCAAGCACCGCGAGUAGGAGUAGGCCAUAUCCCAUCCAGAUCCUGAUCCUAAUUCCGAUUCGGAUCUCGGACGAUGUCUAGCACGCACACACAUACACUAUCUAUAUGUACCCAUAUAUACCAUAUAUGCUAAUACACAGCACGUUAUCAAGGUAGUCGUAGUCGGCAUUUAGAUUUAAUGGAACUUUUCUUUCCCAACAAUAAAUAAGCGCAUCCAAAAUGUA
Drosophila gunungcola (fruit fly) is the source of this 592-nucleotide messenger RNA. Its product is annotated as adipokinetic hormone. NCBI's taxonomy places the organism in Eukaryota, Metazoa, Arthropoda, Insecta, Diptera, Drosophilidae. Gene Ontology annotation, molecular function: hormone activity. The record is from RefSeq and is a predicted model, not a curated record. The coding region runs from base 146 to 385 and encodes 79 amino acids. Gene Ontology annotation, cellular component: extracellular region. The transcript has 2 exons.